Molecule: messenger RNA, 447 nt
Organism: Striga hermonthica
Lineage: Eukaryota; Viridiplantae; Streptophyta; Magnoliopsida; Lamiales; Orobanchaceae
Source: the annotation of a GenBank genome assembly
AUGGAGAAAGUGCAGCAGCAACACUUGUGGAGGUCAGUGAAAUCACACUUAUCGUACAAGAAUGCAACUAUUCUGCUCUGCACUUUUAACAUAAUCACUGCCCUUCUCUUGCUUCAACCCUUCUUCUAUUCUCCGUCCUCCAGAUUAGCUUCCUCUCAGAGAGCUUUAUUCAGACAUAUAAAGGAAUGCGAAGACAUAAGACGGGCCAUGGUUCCUUUGGAUUUGAUCAAAAGAGUUAGAGAAAUUGAGAAGGACAUGCAUGUUGAGACAGAACAAGUUCAACAGAAAGAAAUAAAGCAGACAGCUGCAGUGGACUUAAUAUCUAGAUUGAAUAAUUUUCGUUCGAAUUCAGAUGCCGGAAGCACAAAAGCCCUUGAGGAAUGGCGCAAGCGGAAGAUGGAGAGAGCCAGGCAGCGCUUGGUGAAGAAUGGAGUGACCAGCUCUUAA